Messenger RNA from Canis lupus familiaris (dog), 3176 nucleotides. It is a transcript of the gene FRMD7, whose product is annotated as FERM domain containing 7. Lineage: Eukaryota; Metazoa; Chordata; Mammalia; Carnivora; Canidae. Bases 1 to 2319 code for a protein of 772 amino acids. The record is from RefSeq and is a predicted model, not a curated record. The transcript is spliced from 13 exons. Gene Ontology annotation, cellular component: cytoskeleton. Gene Ontology annotation, molecular function: guanyl-nucleotide exchange factor activity.
AUGAAAGCCUGCACACUGAGACAGAACCAAGACCUUACCUAUUAUGCAACACGUUCCACAAGCCUGGCCAAUUUCAAAGUACAUUAUGGAGGGCUGAAGGGAAAUACCUCUCCACAGAUGGGGGUGGAGAGCCCCAGCCACCCAGGGCUCAAUUUUCCCAUCACCGUCCUCCCUGCCACAGCCACCCUCGGGUUCAGCCAUGGUGGCGGCUGCAGAUCAGCCCCAGCCGCGCGGCCCAAAGAGAUGUUCCUGAAAGAUCUGCAAAGCUCCAGUUCUCCGACGAGCCUGCAAAAAUCAUCCGGGAAGGCGCUGUUUAACCUGAGUUGUGGCCACCUAAAUCUUGCUGAAAAGGAGUAUUUCGGAUUAGAGUUCUGUAGCCAUUCUGGAAACAAUGUCUGGUUGGAACUACUGAAACCCAUUACAAAGCAAGUAAAAAUGGACCCUGGACAUCUUCGAGAAGAGCUUACAAGGUAUCUUUUUACUCUUCAAAUAAAGAAGGAUUUGGCUCUAGGAAGGCUUCCAUGCAGUGAGAACUGUACAGCAUUGAUGGUAUCUCACAUCCUACAAUCAGAACUGGGAGACUUUCAUGAAGAAACAGCUAAGAAACAUCUGGCACAGACCCGGUACUUACCAAACCAAGACUGUUUAGAGAGCAAGAUCAUGCAAUUUCAUCAGAAGCACACUGGCAGGAGCCCAGCUGAAUCUGACAUUCUGCUACUGGAUAUAGCGAGGAAGCUUGAUAUGUAUGGCAUCAGGCCCCACCCCGCCAGUGACGGCGAAGGGAUGCAGAUCCACCUGGCUGUUGCUCACAUGGGAGUACUGGUGUUACGGGGAAAUACAAAGAUCAAUACUUUCAACUGGGCUAAAAUCCGCAAGUUGAGUUUUAAGAGAAAGCAUUUUCUCAUCAAACUUCAUGCCAACAUCUUGGUGUUGUGCAAGGACACCUUGGAGUUCACCAUGGCCAGCCGAGAUGCCUGCAAGGCUUUCUGGAAGACCUGUGUGGAGUACCAUGCUUUCUUCAGACUUUCUGAAGAGCCCAAAUCAAAGCCCAAAACACUACUGUGCAGCAAGGGUUCCAGUUUCCGCUAUAGCGGAAGAACCCAACGGCAGCUUUUGGAAUAUGGAAAGAAAGGGAGGUUGAGGAGCUUACCAUUUGAAAGGAAACAUUACCCAUCUCAGUACCAUGAACGACAGUGCAGGUCCUCACCGGACCUCCUCUCUGAUGUGUCAAAACAAGUGGAAGAUUUGAGGCUAGCAUAUGGCGGUGGGUACUACCGAAAUGUGAAUGGAGUGCACGCGUCAGAGCCAGUGCUAGACAGCAGGAGGAGAAACUCAGCGGUGGAGGUGACAUUUGCCGCCGAGCUGGAGUGUUCCAAACCAGAGGUGGAUCCGACACUGCUACAUCAGUCCCAGAGCAGUUCCUCUUUCCCUUUUAUUUAUACAGACCCUGUCUUUAGUACUGACCCAGAUCCCAGAGACUACUUUGGGGAAAGGAGUCCUCUGAGCUCCUUCCAACCAAGCUCUAAGUUUGCUGACAAUCUCAUGAGCACAUCUUCUGGCCUUGCAAGCAAAGUGAGUCCAGCAAGGCAGCUAACGUACACAGAUGUGCCCUAUAUCCCUUGUACUGGUCAGCAGGUCGACAUUAUGCCUCCUCAAGUCUUUUUUUAUGUGGACAGACCACCCCAGGUGCCCAGACGGUCUCCAAUCAUGGCAGAGGAAAAUGACAGGCCAGACAGCUGUUUGGAGUCCACUAUAAUGAAGCCAGCCAAAAGAAGCCCAAGGAAUGUCAGAAUGAAGAGCUUCCAGCAAGACUUUCAAGAACUCCAAGAAGCCAUGGCCAGGACUACUGGUAGGAGCAACAUCAACGUAGAUCUGGAGGUGGAAGAGCCAAAUUCAGAAGAUGCAUUUGCAUAUAGCAUUCAAGAGCAAACCCCGAAACGAUCCCAGAGCCAAUCAGACAUGAAAACUAUCCGUUUUCCUUUUGGGUCUGAGUAUAGACCUUUAGGGCCUUGUCCUACUCUGAGUCGUAAAGCUGACCUUUUUACAUAUAUGUUUGCAGAGCAGGGGUUUCCAACAGUUUUAACGGAUCAGGGAGCAGCAGAAAGGUACAUAGGUAGUGAAUCCAGUGAUUCAGAAUCGGAAAUUCUUAAACCAGACUACUACUCUUUGUAUGGCAAAGGAACACGGUCGCCCAUGGCCAGAAUCCGCUUAUCUUCUGGCAGUCUACAGCUCGAUGAGGAGGAUGAAGGUGUUUCUUUCAAUACACCAACUGCUGAAGACAGGACUUUGCUAAAACCAUGUAAUUACUUUGUAGCUUAAAAAUGUGAACUCGGAACAUUUCUGGGCCAGUAUCAUGUUGCUAACUUGGGUAAAAAAGAAGGAAUCUUGGGCACAAAUAAUUUUCUUAGUUACUAUUCAUUGGUAUUAAGGAGAUCUCCUACGUUUGGGCACCUAGCUUAUGAAAGAUCCAGCUGCUGCCUUGUUCCUCAAACUCCCCUCUUCAGUUUCCUCUGAAGAGACUCUGGAACAUACCCUCUUCUCAAAAGCACUGUGGUGGGGCAAGGUGGCUAUUUGUCAUCUCCAUUAUACUUUUCCUACAGAGACAUUAUCUAUGAACUUCAGGCUCUGGAACACUGAAUAAUGGUAACAGUAUGAAUUGGCAUGACACUGGCCUCUGAUGUCCUUUAGUGAUUUAGAUUGUGACUCUGUUGGUCAUUUUGUUUUUAAAUCAUACUGUGACUAAAGGUUCCAGUAAAAAUGGCCCUGUUAUGUGUUAAAGACUUCAAUUUUUAUAACAUAUAUUAGGGGAAGCAUGGCCCUCCUGUACCUCAGGAAGGAGAUGGUGGCAUAGAUCCUCUCAUCAGAAUACAAGUUUAUAAUGCAUCUAGGACUUGGAAGAAUUCUGAACCCUGGAAAUUCGUGAAUUAAUCAAUGUCUUAUGCUAGGAUAUAUGCCUGAUGAAGAUAUGAUGUUGACUUCUCUACUCUUAACUAUGUAUGUUUGACAGAAGUUAACUUAUUAGUUUAUCUACUUUCUCCUGUAAGACUUUUUCCUCCAUAUCUUGUUGCAUGUAUGUAGGAAAGGAGAUGAGAUGAAUAGUAUUUUUAUAAAGAGUUAUUGAGGGACACCUGGGUGGCUCAGUGGUUGAGUGCAUCUGCCUUUGGCUCAGGGCAUGA